Athene cunicularia (burrowing owl) is the source of this 4146-nucleotide messenger RNA. RefSeq names its product zinc finger CCCH-type and G-patch domain containing (gene ZGPAT). The record is from RefSeq and is a predicted model, not a curated record. Gene Ontology annotation, cellular component: nucleus. The coding region runs from base 418 to 2040 and encodes 540 amino acids. The transcript is spliced from 6 exons. Lineage: Eukaryota; Metazoa; Chordata; Aves; Strigiformes; Strigidae. Gene Ontology annotation, molecular function: metal ion binding; RNA polymerase II cis-regulatory region sequence-specific DNA binding; DNA-binding transcription factor activity, RNA polymerase II-specific. Gene Ontology annotation, biological process: regulation of transcription by RNA polymerase II; negative regulation of DNA-templated transcription.
UCAUGGCGGCGGCGCUGUAGGGGAAGGGGGAGCUGAGGGGUGAGUGGAGCGGCCUUGGCAGGGUCAGGUUGGGGAGCUGCUGCCGGCCCCGCGUUGGAGGGAUCGCGCCGCGAGUGUCUAAGCCACGGGAGAAGCGGUGACGUGUGUGAGCCCGGUGGGCUCCGGUAGGCGCCGUGGCGGGGGAGGGCAGGGCCUGGCCUGGCCUCUCCUCGGGCUCUCAUCGCCUUUCGCCGCCUCUUUGCUGCAGGAGCAUCGGCCUGGUCACUUCCGAGGGAAGAAGCGGGACGGCGGGGUAGAUGGUAGCUUCUGCGGACGAGGGCUUGUUAUCCAAAAAGUUGCUCAUCUUAAGUAAACUCUUUGAGCAUGUUCUGAGUUCCCGGAAAGGACACAGUUAAACACACCUUUGUUUUGCUGAUAAUGGAUGAAGAGAGUCUGGAAGCAGCCAUUCAGACCUAUAAUGCCCAGCUGCAGCAAGUGGAGCUGGCUUUAGGGGCAGGCCUGGACCCAUCGCAGCAGUCGGACUUGAUUCAGUUGCAGGAAGAUUUAAAGCAGCUAAUAGAACUGACUGAAUCCAGCCUGGUGUCUGUUAAAAAGAGCAAACUUCUGGCUACUUUAGAUACAAAUGCUUCCUCCUCCUCCUCCCCAGGUCUGGAGCAGGACACCAACCCAGAUAGUUCUGGCCAGGAUGUGGAGUACGCUGCUUUUAAGGAGGCCAUUGCCGAGCUUGGAACUGAGGAGAAGCCUUUGGCUGAUAACAGCGAGAUAUCAAAGAGAGAUGAAGUAACUGAUGACAAAACCGAAUCAAAGUGCAGUGAAGAGGAAGAGGAGUCUGACAGAGAGGAGGAGGAGGAGGAGGAAUUAAGUGGGAUGAAGGUUAAAGCCCCCUACUACAGUUCUUGGGGGACCCUGGAGUACCAUAACGCCAUGAUUGUGGGGACAGAGGACUUGGAAGAUGGCAGUGCAGGAGUCAGAGUGCUGUACCUCUAUCCAACUCACAAGUCUCUGAAGCCGUGCCCGUUCUUCUUGGAUGACAAAUGCAGAUUUAAAGAGAACUGUCGGUUUUCGCACGGCCAGGUGGUCUCUGUGGAAGAGCUUCAGCCAUUCCAGGAGCCCAACCUGAGCAUGCUGGGGGUGGGCUCGGCCUGCCUGGCGAAACACAGCGAUGGGAUAUGGUACACGGCAAAAAUAACCGACAUCGACAGUGGUUACUACACGGUGAAGUUUGAUUCCCUGCUGCUCAAGGAAGCUGUUGUGGAAGGGGACAGUGUCAUUCCCCCACUGCGAAGCGAAGAUGGUGCCGAAUCUGCCGAGUCUGAUGACGACAGCGUGGAUGAUUCUGGUUAUGCUAAAGUGGUAGAUUCGGGAGUUCCAGAGAAUGGGGAAUGGACUCCAGCGUGCAGCUCCUCUUUCGGUGGCUGGGAAGCCCAUACUCGUGGUAUCGGCUCCAAACUGCUCGUUCAGAUGGGAUACGAGUUUGGAAAAGGGUUAGGGAAGAACGCCGAGGGCCGUGUGGAGCCGGUGCAGGCUGUGGUACUUCCUCGGGGGAAGUCCCUCGACCAGUGUGCUGAGGUGCUUCAGAAGAAGAAACAGGGGAAGUUGGACCCAGGGAAAUCGAGGAAAUGCCGAGCGAAGGGAAACAGCUCUGGACGAUCCCCUGGGGGCAGCCGUAAACCUUCCCACAACGUGUUUGACUUUUUGAAUGAGAAACUGCGAGGGAAGAGUAGUGGGGAGAAGGCUGGAGGGAUGGCACUGCCCGAGAGGAACAGCAAAGAGAUCUAUCACGCUAGCAAGAGCACCAAGAAGGCCCUGAGUGUCCGCCUCUUCCAGACGAUGGAGAAGAUUGAGCAGACGCAGAAGGAUAUCAGAGGAAUCCAGCAGGCCCUGGCACGCAACGUUGGACGGCACAGCGUUGCUACAGCUCAGCUGGAGGAGAAGCUGGCUAAUGCCCACAAACAGCUGGGGCAGCUGCAGGCCCAGGAAGCCAGUCUGCAGCGGGAGCAGAAGAAAGCAGACACGCAUAAGAAGAUGACUGAGUUCUAGUCUCCAGGGAAGGCGUCUGACUGCAGUGAUUGUCCUUUUAGCCAGCCCCUGUGCUCGCGGCCUCAGAGCCUGGGUGAGCCAUCCUGCUCCUCUGGGCCUCAGGCUGCCCAGCCUAAAAACUGGGCUGAAAAGCAGCAGUUUCUAAAACUAGAUGCUUCUGAGCUCAGCUGGGAGGUGGUGGGGGGGGGAGCACACAUCCGUCCAGCCCUGGAAACCUUCCAUAAGCCUGAGCCCUGCGGAAGGACUAGCUACAAGAAAUACGAUUCUCUGCUCUCUUGCGCACUCCUUCCCUCUGUUACGGCUGCGGUGGCAGCUCCAUCCAGAGUCCGUGGCUGCUCGGGGAUGCCACUGCUGGCGACGAACCCGCUGGGGAGGGGCUUUGAGAGCCCCACAUCCUGCCAUCAACUGUGACUUGUGUUUGCAGCCAACCGACGAACGCAAGCAGAGGCAGGGUCCCGAGCACAUUCUGGUGAAGCAGAAAAGGCUUGUGGUGGGUGAAAACAACAGCAAAUUGCUUCAGCUGCUCUCCACCUUCUGUUUUUUUGCUAUGGGAUUUAUCUGAGAAUUCCAUUUUUUGGAGGAGCAGUUCCUUAUAGCCCGAGUGUAAUGAAUAGACAGAAAACUGGCAGCUUGGAGGUGGGUACUAGUGGCCUCCAGCGUCAGAUUUCAUCAGUUUGACUGUAAGAGUAUCCCUAGGACAUGCUAUAGCCCAACUCGUUGACUUGGCAUGGAAAGCUGCGUGGUUCCACAAGUAGAGUGCCAAAGUUGGGGGCCUAAGAGAGCAGAGUAACGGAUUCCCAAACCUCCUAGCUCGGGACGACUCCGCAGGGAACCUUGUCAGUUUUGCCAUCGUUACUUGAGUGUUUCUGUCCUAGGUAGCUCGCUGAACGGGGGUCCUUUUCUUAAAAAUACCUGAGGACCCAGAUGCAGGUGGGCCUGGGCCCCGGCUGAGCACAGAGCUCGGGGCGGGGCGAGCUGGGUGUGCCCCCCGUGCAGCCCUGCUGCGGGAGGGUUCAGGCUGGGGGGGCAGCGGGCCAGGCGGGCAGUGCCCUGCCCUGCAGCCGGGAGGGUCUCUGGGCAGGGAGGAGGAUGCCUUCCCCCCUAGGUUAUAUUCUGUGUCUGGCAGCCAGUCCUUGCCCCAGAGGAGAUGGUGGUUUCAUCAGACUCUGUUUCUGGUGGGACUUGUACAUUGUAAUUGCUUUUUUAAAAGAAAAUUUGUUUGCGAUUUCAUGCCAGUAUCUUAAGGACACAUUUUUCUUUUAAUUUAAGAAGUCGAUUUCCUUUUAUUCUGCGAAUCAUUUUUCUAACUAAAAGUUUUGCUCCUUUAGUACCACCUUUUUUUUUUUUUUAAAUUAUCUUUUCCUAAGAAACUUAUAAAGCGGUCAGCCCGGGCAGGGCUGCACCUCCUUGCAGGGUCAGAAAAUCUGAGGCUGGAGGAGAUACAAUCGGAGUUGUUCGAGUCACGUGGGAUUCAGCAUUGCUGCAGACACACCUCAGAAAACACAGCAACAGCAAAAGUAAACAAGGUGAACGUCUUCAGGAAACCUGUUUGAGUGACUUCUCCUCUUGGAAGGCGCUGGGGUGCCGCUGGGACGGGCACGGUGUGGGUGUGAAGGUGGCGUGGGCUGCCCUGAGCACUUGGGCGUCCCUCUCGAAGUGCAUCGGCCGUGCUGUCUUCAUUGUUCUGGAUUUGUGUUCUCCGUGCGCUCGGCUUCGCUCGAGGGUUUAACAAUGGUUGCUCAGUGCCCUUCCCUCACAAAUGACUGUUUGUUUCCCACACUCAAGUGUUGAGUGGUGAUGAGGAUUAAUGUGCCUAGCUUACCAUGGGUGCUCGCUGAAGUGGCCCGUGAGUGCUGAGCCGAGCUGGGCAGGGAAAUUUCUCACGUUUGCUCUGUGCUCUGACACUAUUUAACACCAUCAUCUCUUUGAGAAUUGGGUGUCUUAACCCCGUGUCUCAGCUGAAUCGUAUUUUGACCUUUCCUUGGGAUUUCCACACCCUCACUUGUCUCCUAUUCAAGCGCCUGCUGCCUCCCACCCAAGACAAUUCACGUCACUGGUGAAUAAAGUUGUUUUGUUGUUUUUUUUUUUCCCCGUCCUCCCCUCUCU